Miniopterus natalensis is the source of this 1114-nucleotide messenger RNA. It is a transcript of the gene ACKR1, whose product is annotated as atypical chemokine receptor 1 (Duffy blood group). NCBI's taxonomy places the organism in Eukaryota, Metazoa, Chordata, Mammalia, Chiroptera, Miniopteridae. Gene Ontology annotation, cellular component: membrane. The record is from RefSeq and is a predicted model, not a curated record. Gene Ontology annotation, molecular function: C-C chemokine binding. Gene Ontology annotation, biological process: regulation of chemokine production; chemokine-mediated signaling pathway; inflammatory response.
AUGGCUUUCAUUAGUCCCGCACUUAUCUCAGAACCACAGCAGGUGACAGAACUGCCCAGCCUUUCUCCCUGCCUUGAGCCCAGCGGUGUCAUGGGAAACUGUCUGUACCCGGUGGACUUCUCCACUGUUGAGAAUUCCAGCGCCUCUCCCUUCGAAGGUAACUUUUCGAUUGAGUGGAACUAUUCCUACGGUGACGAUGACUACAGCAGGCUGGACGCAGCUGCCCCCUGCCACUCCUGUAACCUGCUGGAUGAGUCCUCGCUGCCGUUCUACGUCCUGGCCGGGGUCCUGGGCAUCCUGCUGAGUGCUGCUGUGCUCUUCGCUCUUCUCAGACCUAUCUUUGACCGGCAGCUCUGUCCUGGCCGUCAGGUCCUCAUUCAGUUAGCUGCGGGCAGUGCCCUCUUCAGCGUCGUGGUGCCCAUCCUCGCACCAGGGCUAAGCGGUGCCCACAACACCUACCUGUGCCACCUGGCCCACCUAGUCUGGUAUGGCUCGGCCUUUGCCCAAGCUUUGCUGAUAGGCUGCCGUGCCUGCCUGGGUCCCAGACUGGGCGCAGGCCAGGUCCCGGGCUUCACCCUGAAGCUGACCGUGGGACUUUGGGGAGUGGCUUUCCUACUGGGGCUGCCACUCGCUCUGGCCACUGACACUUCCAAUGGACUCUGCACCCUGAGACUCAGCCAGGGCACUGUGCGCUUUCUGCACACCGCCGCCUGCUUCGCCGUCUUUGUCCUGCUGCCACUGUGUUUGUUAGGAGCCAAAGGGCUGACGAAAGCAUUGGGCCGGGGGCCGUAUCCCUGGGUCGAUGUCUUGUGGCUCUGGUUUGCCUUCUGGUGGCUUCAUGGAGUGCUCUGGGGACUGGACUCCCUAGUGAGGUCCAGGCUCUUGGUGUUGUCGUCAUGCCCGACCCAGAAGGCCCUGGACCUGCUGCUGCAGCUGGCAGAAGCCCUGGCGAUACUGCACUGCGUGGCCGCACCCCUGCUCCUGGCCCUGUCCUGCCGCCGGGCUAUUCGCCCUUUCCCCGCAGGAUGGGCCUCUCAACCGGACACCCCUGCAGGGAAGUUGUAGCUCUCUCCCCACUGCCAACCUGAAUUAAAGUCUAUGCUGAUUUUAUGAA